Pedinophyceae sp. YPF-701 is the source of this 1110-nucleotide messenger RNA. The record is from the annotation of a GenBank genome assembly. Lineage: Eukaryota; Viridiplantae; Chlorophyta; Pedinophyceae.
AUGAAGACUCCGACAGCGACAUUCCUCACGCAGCUCGAGGCGCAACUGAAGGAGGACCUGUCUCACUACGCGGACGGCAGUAUGAAUCUCCACAACGUCCGCCCCGGUGCCUUGAUGCGGUGGAUAGCGAGCAGUGAGAUGCCAAAGAUCGCGGAGCGCGCCCGCACCCACGUGCCGGGCACCAACGUCAAGGUGGUGGCCAUGGCCACCUUGAGCCGUCUGGUGUACGGCCUACGCUCCAUCUUCGACCACAUCGGCCGUCGUGGGGAGUACUCGUGGCGCGACAAGACAGGCAAUCCGGCGCGCAGCGACGAAGUGCUAUCGUUCAUGCGCGGUUAUCGGAACUGGCUGGACGAGCACGACGUCAGCGCGCGCCCCGCGGUGCCGAUGGGUCGCGUGAAGAUCACGAACGUCCUGAGUCGUCUUUACGGCAUCAUACUGCCCGAGGCGGCUUGGGGCAAGCCCGCGUGGUUCUUGGCGAUCAGUGAGUUCUGCGCGUACGCGCUGCUGUACAUGACGUGGCUGCGCGGCUCGGAGCUCGUGGCCCUCAGCUGGGGCGACGUCACGUUUGAGGCGCUGCCAGGUUACGAGCGGUGGCUGGGGCUCGGGGAGCUACGCGUCCGUGUGCGGCACAGCAAGCACGCGGCGCUCGUUGCGAACGUCGUCCCGCAGCGCGUGGCCGUGGACACGGUAGACUACCCCUACUUUCAGUUCGGGCUGCGGUACUGGGUGGACGCGUGUGCCCGCGCGACGUACUUUGGGACGUUCAACAUCGUGGUGGCGCUCGUCUUAUACCGCUCGGAGCUGCGGAAGCUAGGAGUCAACGCGGACGACGACACGCUGAUCUUCCGGGCCACGGAGCGCGGCACGGGCCUGCCUGGCAACGACGGCUUGUCCGCGGGCGCGCUACUGGAGCGCCUAAAGAGCAGGGAGCGGGGGUGCGGCGUGUAUGGUGGCGAGACGCUGCACAGCUUUCGCCGCGGGGGUCUGCAGGACUCGCUCGCCAGACACGUUCUGGACAUGCCGGCCGCGCAGGCGCGGGGCCGCUGGGAGUCGGUGCAGACUAUGCUGCAUUACCUCGUCGCCGGUCACAUGAACAUCGGUGAGUGA